Messenger RNA from Bipolaris oryzae ATCC 44560, 1323 nucleotides. RefSeq lists its product as uncharacterized. The coding region runs from base 1 to 1323 and encodes 440 amino acids. Lineage: Eukaryota; Fungi; Ascomycota; Dothideomycetes; Pleosporales; Pleosporaceae. The transcript is spliced from 2 exons. Gene Ontology annotation, molecular function: homoserine O-acetyltransferase activity. The record is from RefSeq and is a predicted model, not a curated record. Gene Ontology annotation, biological process: L-homoserine metabolic process.
AUGGCUGCAACACGCAAAUUGGGGCCUAUUGACCAAGAGGGCGUCCGCCGGUAUAAACGCAUUAGAUCUUGCGAUCAGGUUGAGAAUCCCUUAGUCAAGUGCGUCUUGAAUCAGCAUAUCGCCAUUAUUCCCGAAUUUGCCCUUGAAUGCGGUACGACACUAUUCAAUGUUCCCGUCGCCUACCAAACGUACGGAACAUUGACACCCGGCCGCAACAACGCGAUCCUCGUCUGUCAUGCUUUCACGGGAAGUGCCGAUUUAGAAUCCUGGUGGAAUCCGCUUGUGGGCGGCGGCGGCGUAGCGCUUGACACAAGCCGGUUUUUUGUCAUAUGUAUCAAUUGCUUGGGCAGCCCAUACGGCUCAGCAAGUCCGGUGACUGCAGUCGAUGGCGACCGCAACAAAGGCUGCUACGGGCCGGGUUUUCCAGCUACGACGAUUAGGGAUGAUGUGAAGCUAUUCAAAUUGUUGUUAGACGACCUUGGAGUCCGACAAAUCGCCGCUGUUAUCGGUGGAAGUAUGGGUGGCAUGCAUGCCCUAGAAUUUGCUUACUUUGGCAAGAAGUACGUACGCACGAUUGUCUCAAUCGCGUCUUGUGCGCACUCGUCGGCUUGGUGCUUAGGGUGGAACGAGGCACAGAGACAAAGCAUUUUCUCGGACUCGAAAUACGACGAUGGUUACUACGACUUUGACGACCCUCCAGUAUGCGGGCUUGGGGCAGCACGGAUGAGCGCAAUGUUAACAUACCGCUCCUGGAGCAGCUUCGAAGAUCGAUUUAGCAGACAACAGAACAACGGCAGACAUGCGAAUGGUAAUAUCGACCACAAGCAGCGCGUACAGCAUGCGAAUCUUCGCACUCCACGAUCGAAUCAGAUUGUGUCACGUACCCGAGUCCAUCGGAAUGGUAACCACGAUAGUCGAGAAUACGAGUCGAGCGAAAGUACAAAACCAGACACAGUCUAUGCAGCGCAAUCCUAUUUACGCCACCAGGGCGAAAAGUUCGUAAAGCGCUUCGAUGCAAACUGCUACAUUGCCAUUACUCGCAAAAUCGACACCCACGAUGUCGCACGCGAUCGCGCCAGCACGACCAAAUUGGCAUUGGAAAUGAUCCAGCAACCGACAUUGGUUCUCGGAAUCCCCAACGAUGGCCUGUUUACGUACCGAGAACAGCGCGAAUUAGUAGCUGCAAUCCCGAACGCCCAAUUCCAAACGAUCAGCAGCAACGAUGGCCAUGACGGCUUCUUGUUAGAGCAUCAACAGAUCAACAAGUUCCUGAACGAAUUCUUCGAACGCGAACUAGGGGAAAUCGCCUCCCACUCAUCAUGA